Cuscuta campestris is the source of this 2387-nucleotide messenger RNA. The record is from the annotation of a GenBank genome assembly. Lineage: Eukaryota; Viridiplantae; Streptophyta; Magnoliopsida; Solanales; Convolvulaceae.
ACCAAUUGGGGUAGCCUUUGAGGUUAGAUGGGCCUAGAAGACAAUGGGCCGUUGUCCUUCCAUUGCUGAGAAGAUGGGGUUUUCGCUGCUCUGUGAAACCAGCCUCACGCAAUACCCACCAUUUUAGGGGACAAGACUCCCAUUCCUUCGAACAAGAACCUUGGCCCAACUCCCAGCUUGGAUAGGGCGGCCCAAUAAUAGCUCCGAAGACCCGGCCCCGAGGGCAAGCCCAAAGUUCCAACACCCCAUAGCCCCCACUCGGGUCACAAGCUCGCGUUACUGAGCUCGGCGUUCGAAGUUAUUUACUAGUCGUUUAUUAAGCACAGACAAUUGCUCUGCCAAAACGAUUAUUAAUCCAUAAUUAAGUAAUUAACAAGAAGAAAAAGAUGUUUGGGUUCAGCAUAAGAACAAAACAGAAUGCUUCUCCAAGAACAGCAACAGACUCUCCAAAGGUCCCCACUGCAAAUGGCUCCCCAGCCUCUGUUGGCUUCUCCCCCAAACAAGUUGAGGUUGGGGAAAUUGACACAAGUGCCCCUUUCCAAUCCGUCAAAGCCGCUGUCAAUUUGUUUCGCGAUGUCGGCGCCUCCCCCGUGUCGCACCCAACCACCAUCAAGAAACCCGCUAAAACCCCCGAAGAGCAGAGAGUUUUGGUGAAGGAGACUCAGCUUCACUUGAUAAUGAAAGAAUUGGAUGGCUUGAAAGUGCAGCUGAAGAGCACAGAGGCCACGAAAGCGCAAGCGCUGCGGGACCUACAGAAGGCGAAGAGAACGCUCCACGACCUCACCGGGAAGCUAGAGACCGUGUGCGAGUCAAAGCAAGCCGCCAUCGAGUCAACAGAAGCUUCAAAAGCCAGAGCCAAAGACCUCGAGGCGCGAAAAUCUAGCCACCCGGUCGUGGGCCCGGAAGACGCUUGGAGAGAGCAGUACAAGGCCUCAGCUGGGGAGCUUAACUGCGCGAAACAAGAGCUCGCGAAUCUGAGGCAAGACUUCGACGCGGUUCUUGAAGCCAAGCUUGCUGCUUUCCAAGAAGCUGCUGAUGCUCAUCACCUAACCCUGGUUAACCGGGAGAGGGCGAACCAGUUCGCGAAAGAGGUUUCGACUCUGCACCAGACGUUAACUCAGGUUAAACUCGCCCCCAUACAGGCUCAGGAAGAGAAUGCCAAGCUAAACGCCGAGAGAGAAUCCCACCUACAGAGUCUGAAAGUAGCAAAGGAAGAAGCAGACAGGAAACUGAGUUCCCUGAGGGAAGAAUCCGACCCUGAGGCGACCAGAGCCAUUGCAGAGAAGCUCGAAGAAACGAACGCGACGAUCGAGGUUUUGCGUGAACAGUUAAACACUGUGAAGGUUUCAGACAUGGCAGCCUGGAGAGACGCGGUUUCAGAACGGGACAAUGCAGAGAGGGCUCUGCAGGAGGUUCUCUCAGAAGAAGAGUCUUUGAAGAGACGGGUCGAUUCCCUGAGGGUAGAAAUGGAAAACACGAACAGAAUCCAAGUCGAGUUGAGAAGCAAGGCGGAGGAGACGGAUUCGUUGGCUAAGAGGUUGCAGGUUGAGCUUGAGAAAAGCAAGGAGGAGCUACAAGAAACCAUGGAAAGAAUCACAAAACCAGAGGAAGAAAUGAACUCAAAAAUCCAAGAACUGACCUUGGAGGCCGACCGGGCAAAGAGAGAAGCCGAGGAGAUGAAAAACAGCACAGAAAUAUUCAAGCAAGAGGCCGAAACUGCCCGAGUUGAAACUCGGGCAGCAGAGGCUCACCUGGAGAUUGCUCUAAGAGAGGCCGAAGAAGCGAAAGCUGCACAAAGAGUCGCAGACUAUAAAAUCCACAGCGCGUCAAAAAAGUUCGCCUCUGAUGAAGACGAAGAAAAACAAGAAAAGGAAGAAGAAGUUGUUGGUUCAGAGCCAAACGGUGGGAUAAAGUUGUCAACUGAGGAGUACGAAUCGCUGUGCAACAAAGUCGAAGUGUUGAAAGCCGAGGCCGAUGUAAAGGUGGCAACCGUAAUGGCUCAAGUGGAGACGAUCAAUGGGAGCGAAAGGGAGCUGCUGAAGAAAGUGGAAGAAAGAAUGAGGGAGACAGAGGAGUUGGAAGCUGCAAUAGAAGAUGCUGCAAAGAGGGCAGAAGUAGAUGAGGCUGCAAAAAAAGUCGUGGAAGGCGAGCUGCUGAGGUGGCGCCUUGAGGAGGGGGAAUCCUCUCGUGGCAAAGAAGAUUCCGAUUGACGAACUUGAGGAAAAAAUUGGAAAUCUAAUGCAGUAGAUGUAUACAUGUUUGUAACUUUGUAUGAAUGCCAGCAUUUCUGCUGUAGAACAUGAAAAGUAGUACAUGGAGGUGUUGUUUGGUAAGUUUUUGUUCACUUCUUUUGAAGUUAGUUCUUUGCAUAAAGAGUAUUACAAUAU